Messenger RNA from Suricata suricatta (meerkat), 1274 nucleotides. RefSeq names its product SRY-box transcription factor 3 (gene SOX3). NCBI's taxonomy places the organism in Eukaryota, Metazoa, Chordata, Mammalia, Carnivora, Herpestidae. The coding region runs from base 1 to 516 and encodes 171 amino acids. The transcript has 2 exons. The record is from RefSeq and is a predicted model, not a curated record.
AUGCGGCCAGCUCGAGACGACGCAUCAGGUGCGACUAGCCUGCGGGUUCCUGCCGACUUGGCGCGGAGCACUUUGGCAAGCCUGCCCUUCCAGCCUGACCCGCCGGCCCACCGGCCCCCAAGCGUCCCUCCGACGGAGUCCCCAGGCCUUUUCACCGUGGCCGCUCCAGCCCCAGGAGCGCCUUCUCCUCCCGCCACUCUGGCGCACCUUCUUCCCGCCCCGGCCAUGUACAGCCUGCUGGAGACCGAGCUCAAGAACCCCGUGGGGCCCCCCACGCCAGCGGCGGGCACGGGCGGCCCCACCGAACCCAGCUCGCCGCCGCCAGCCAUCACCUCGCACUCGCAGCGCGCGUGCCUCGGCGACCUGCGCGACAUGAUCAGCAUGUACCUGCCGCCCGGCGGGGACGCGGCCGACGCCGCCUCGCCGCUGCCCGGCGGCCGCCUGCACAGCGUCCACCAGCACUACCAAGGCGCCGGGACUGCCGUCAACGGAACGGUGCCGCUGACCCACAUCUGAGCGCCCGCCUGCGCGCGCCGCCCCUUCGCCCCCAUCCCGCCCCGCUCCCCCAAGUUGGGACGCCUUGUUGUUUAGCUUUGCUUGCCUGGGACUGUUGCCUUGUACCGCUGAGAUGGGGAAGACAGAAAGUUUUGCCGUAGCUGUCGGGUUUUGUACAAAAGCGAGAAAGUCCGGAGCAGCGGGAGCGGGACUUUCUAGAGCUCGCCUCCCCCCUCGCCGCUGCCCCUCCCUCCCCUUUUGUAAGCUGGGAAUCGCUGUGAUGUUUGCAGAAAAAAAGCCGCCGCCCCCCCCCUCCUCCUCCUGGGUUCCUGGGUUUUUCUGUUGCAUUUGAAAAUGUUGUGUCAUUAGUUUGCUGUUAGCCGAGGAGUGAGUGAACAGGAGAAGCGUACUCUCGGGCGAGGCUGGCUCGAGAACGCAACGCCUCCUCCCCCGGUCGCGUUGCAGCGGUUUUCCUGGUGGGUUUGGGGGGGGGGGGGCUGACCGCGCGGAGCGGCGCGGCAGCUGAGGCCAAUGUAAUUUAUAGCCAGGUGUGCGUGUGUCUCCCGCCUCGCCGCCGCUGGCUGCGGGGACAGCUUCCGUCCAGUCCACAUUUAGGCUGUUGAGUUGGUGAUUUCUGCCGUGAUCUGUUGGAUAUAUUUCGUCGCGCUAAUGUAUUCGAAUUUCGUUUGGGUGGUAGGGAAGGGUCUAUUUUGUUUCAGUGUUUUCAAGGUUUUACUCUUAAUUCCUAAAUGAGAGAUCAAUAAAUUUUAUAACCAACA